CCGGAUUCCUGACAUGGUGUAGGGCCGAGCGGGUGGGGAAGGCGGGAGCGGGACGCGAAAGGGUUCGGGCUCGGAGCCCGCGGCGGGGCCACCGAGCUGGGGCUUUGAACUCGGACCGAAGGUGAACCAGAACUUUUGGAACUGGCGCCCGUGGCUCUCUACCCCCCAGGCCCAACUGAGAUAGUUCAGGAAACUUUUGUUGCCAAGAGCCUCCGUGAGAGUUCAACCCUCACACUCUGCUGGAAACAGUAUAGAAGAAUUUUAUGGAUCAGUUUAUAAGAAGUACAUGGAAGAUCUGAAGAGCUGAAGAAAAAAAAUCAGUAUUAAACUUGCUUUUAAAAAUCUCUUGGUCGAUAACAACAUGAUGAGUGACGCAAGUGACAUGCUGGCUGCGGCGCUGGAGCAGAUGGACGGGAUUAUAGCAGGUUCUAAGGCCUUGGAAUAUUCCAAUGGAAUUUUUGAUUGCCAGUCCCCCACCUCCCCGUUCAUGGGAAGCCUGCGAGCUCUGCACCUUGUAGAGGACCUGCGUGGGUUGUUAGAGAUGAUGGACGCAGAUGAGAAGGAAGGCUUGAGAUGCCAGAUCCCGGAUUCAACAGCAGAAACGCUUGUCGAAUGGCUUCAGAAUCAAAUGACCAACGGACACCUGCCCGGGAAUGGAGAGGUGUAUCAAGAAAGGCUGGCCCGUUUAGAAAAUGAUAAAGAAUCUCUCGUUCUUCAGGUAAGUGUGUUAACAGACCAGGUAGAGGCUCAGGGAGAGAAGAUCCGAGACUUGGAGUUUUGUCUUGAAGAGCACAGGGAGAAGCUGAACGCCACCGAGGAAAUGCUGCAGCAGGAGCUUCUGAGCAGGACAUCCUUAGAGACUCAGAAGUUGGAUCUGAUGGCUGAAAUAUCUAACUUGAAGCUAAAGCUGACGGCUGUAGAGAAGGACAGGUUGGACUAUGAAGAUAGGUUCAGAGACACAGAAGGGCUAAUGCAAGAGAUCAAUGAUUUGAGGCUAAGAGUCAGUGAAAUGGACAAUGAAAGACUUCAGUAUGAAAAAAAGCUGAAAUCAACCAAAUCUUUAAUGGCCAAACUUUCUAGCAUGAAAAUCAAGGUGGGUCAGAUGCAGUAUGAAAAGCAGCGGAUGGAGCAAAAAUGGGAGUCACUUAAGGACGAACUGGCGUCUUUAAAAGAACAACUGGCAGAGAAGGAAUCUGAAGUAAAAAGGCUCCAAGAAAAACUGGUGUGCAAGAUGAAAGGAGAGGGGGUGGAAAUUCUUGAUCGAGAUGAAAAUUUUAAAAAGAAGCUCAAAGAGAAAAAUAUUGAAGUACAAAAAAUGAAAAAGGCUGUGGAGUCUUUGAUGGCAGCAAAUGAAGAAAAGGAUCGGAAAAUAGAAGAUCUUCGCCAGUGCCUGAACAGGUACAAGAAAAUGCAAGAUACGGUGGUACUGGCCCAAGGUAAAAAAGGCCAAGAUGAUGACUUUGAAGAUCUCCUCACAUCCAGUUCCAUCUCCACUUUGCUGGAGGCGCAGGGUUUUAGUGACCUGGAGACAAGUCUGUCACCUACGCCAGUAAUGGGAUCUCCCAGUCAUGAUCCAUUUAACACAAGUGUUCCAGAAGAGUUCCACACCGGCAUCUUGCAAGUUUCGGUCCCUUCGUUAUUGCCAGCAUCUAAGGGCUUGGAAAUUUCUGAAAAAGCAAAAUUGCCUCCCAAGCCAGAGACUUCGUUUGAAGAGAAUGAUGGAAAAAUAAUCCUUGGUGCUGCUGUUGAAACCCAGCCUUCUGAUGGUCUUCCAACUUCGAGUCUGCAGAAGUCCAGCAGCCUGGGCAAUCUGAAGAAAGAGUCCUCAGAUGGGGAUACGGAGUCUAUUCAGAAGGCUUCAGAGGAUAAAACUCCAGCAGAAAGCAGCCCGUUGGGAAGCCUCCCUCCAAAAGCUCCAGGACACAAUGCCUCCAUGGACGACAACCCCUUUGGCACUCGAAAAGCCAGAUCUUCCUUUGGGCGUGGCUUUUUUAAAAUAAAAAGUAACAAGAGGACAGCAAGUGCCCCCAACUUGGAUCGUAAACGAAGUGCCAGUGCACCCACCUUAGCUGAAACAGAGAAGGAGACUGCUGAGCACCUAGAUCUGGCUGGUGUAUCUUCCCGGCCAAAAGAUGCGCAGGGAAGUAGUCCCUUCCAGAUGUCUCCACCAUCCCCAGAUUCCAAAAAGAAAUCCAGAGGUAUCAUGAAACUCUUUGGAAAACUUAGGAGAAGUCAAUCAACUACAUUCAACCCAGAUGACAUGUCUGAGCCUGAAUUCAAAAGAGGAGGGACAAGGGCAACCGCAGGGCCGCGACUGGGUUGGUCUCGAGAUUUGGGACAAUCUAACAGUGACUUGGACAUGCCAUUUGCCAAAUGGACCAAGGAGCAGGUUUGCAAUUGGCUUGUGGAACAAGGCUUAGGGUCCUACCUGAACUCCGGAAAGCAUUGGAUUGCAUCUGGCCAAACACUUUUGCAGGCUUCUCAACAAGAUCUAGAGAAGGAACUUGGAAUUAAACAUUCACUUCAUCGAAAGAAACUCCAGCUAGCCCUGCAAGCCCUGGGAUCUGAAGAAGAGACCAAUCAUGGAAAGCUGGAUUUCAACUGGGUCACUAGAUGGUUGGAUGAUAUUGGUCUCCCCCAGUACAAGACGCAGUUUGACGAAGGGCGAGUAGAUGGUCGAAUGCUCCAUUACAUGACUGUUGAUGACUUAUUGUCUUUGAAGGUUGUGAGCGUGCUGCACCAUCUCAGUAUCAAAAGGGCUAUCCAGGUCCUGAGGAUCAAUAACUUUGAACCAAACUGUCUGCGGAGGCGGCCAUCUGAUGAGAGUAGCAUAACCCCAUCAGAGGUGCAGCAGUGGACCAACCAUCGCGUGAUGGAGUGGCUGCGCUCCGUGGACUUGGCAGAAUAUGCCCCCAAUCUCCGUGGCAGUGGUGUUCAUGGUGGGCUCAUGGUCCUAGAACCUCGUUUUAAUGUAGAAACAAUGGCUCAGUUAUUGAACAUCCCACCAAGUAAGACCCUCUUGCGAAGACAUUUGGCCACUCAUUUCAACCUGCUGAUCGGUGCUGAGGCCCAGCACCAAAAGCGUGACGCCAUGGAGUUACCAGAUUAUGUACUUCUAACAGCCACUGCCAAAGUGAAGCCAAAGAAACUGACCUUCAGCAAUUUUGGGAAUCUGAGAAAGAAGAAACAGGAAGAUGGGGAAGAAUAUGUUUGUCCAAUGGAAUUGGGACAGGCAUCAGGAAGUACAUGUAAGAAAGGAUUUAAAACUGGCUUGGAUAUGCGCCUGUAUGACGAAGAUGAUCUAGACCGGUUAGAACAGAUGGAAGAUUCAGAAGGGACAGUGAGACAGAUAGGUGCAUUCUCCGAAGGCAUCAAUAAUCUAACACACAUGUUAAAGGAGGACGACAUGUUCAGAGACUUCGCCGCCCGUUCCCCCAGUGCCAGCAUCACCGACGAAGACUCCAACGUUUAACCCACGGCCCUCGAUGAGCAGGAGGAGCCCCUUCUCCACCUUCUUUCACAAACCCUCACGGAGCGCAUAACAAGCAGCAGGUUGUAUAUUGUCUGUAAUUCCAGCUUCUCGUGUGGAAGUGGAAACGGAAAGCAGGGGGUCCAUGCCCGUUCUGAAGAUGCCAUGAAAAAUGAGACACUGGUGAAUGAGACGAUAAUCGUUUUUCCUCUAUUUAAUGUACAAAUCUGUGAUAUAUUAUAUUUAAAGUAUUGCAUUUAAUGUGAGUGUUUUGGUGUCGUGUCACCAUUCCCCUUCGCAGUGUGCAGGGUGUGGGAAGCAGGAAGCAGUAGUCUGCGAGUGAUUCUGUCACAUCCGCUCGGGUGACAGCACUGCAGCCAUGAAAGCAGAGCAUCCUCUGCUUUCAGAAUCAAUAGGUGGAAUUUCUUUAAGCCUUCAGUGUGCCCGCUAAGUGCCAGCCUCACCUCCACUUGCCUCCUGUGGUCCUUUUUUAUAUAUUUUUCUAAAUAUGUGUAUAUAUUUAGUACAUAGAAAACAGAAUUGUAUCUUGUGACAUAAAGCAGAUGGUGAAAAGCAACCAUAGUGAUCAGAAUUUUCAUGGACCAGCUGGUUUCAUGGAAAGGCUGGGAUGGUCAGUCCUUCUCCACAAGUGAGUUGUAACGCUGUUGAUCAUCCCGACUAAAUUAGUGUAUUUGAAAAACCCCUUCUUUGAUGACACAUCACGAAAUUAUUGAAGAGUUUAGAAGUUCAACCUUAGUCUUGGAUCCUGUUACCUGCAAAGGAGGAACUCCAGGGAGUUUAAAUACUGACUUGAAUGCAUUCAGGAGUUCCCCCAAAAUGUAGAAAAAGAAAUGAUUUCUGAAGAAACCAAAACAAAACAAAAACCUUUACAGUAUUAAGCUUCGUAUUUUCCUCUUUGCUAAAUAGUUCAUUACAUCAAAAUAUGAACAGUCUACUUUGUUAUGAACUGUACAUUUCUCAGGCUUUCAAUGAAUGGGAUUUUUUUUAAGAAGCUGACUAUUUGAACAUUUUGUCUCAGAGUUCAGUAACUCUGAGGUUACAAAAAUGAGUUUUAUAAUGGCUUUAUUGGGAUAAGAAAAUGUAGUUCACGUUGUUCGAUAGCACAGGGUCCAAAUAUCAUUUAUCAAGAAAUAGCUGUGUUUAUCACUUUUUAAGGGGUAUUUAAAAACACUGUUCUGUAUUUUAUUCACUACUAUAUCACUUCUCUUAUCGCCAACUUGGGAAAGACAGGUUUUCACAAGCUGGCAUGGGGCGAGCAGCGGCCCGUUUCCCUGCCAACGUCAGGGGUGUGACCGCGCAAGCUACUAGCGGGUUAUCAAGCUUCUCAACAAGCUAACUAAAUCGCUGUCAAACUAAAUUGCUGUUUAUUCAUUACUAAAAUGAUUUGAUGCUAAUAAUUAUCUUUUGCUCCCUACUAGUCAUUGUUUGUAACUGUAUCGGACUCUUACAUAUUAGUGUUUUAUUUUAAGGUGAACAUCUGUCACCAUUUGAAAACCAAUUGUUUAUUGAAACCUGGUUAAAAAGUACCAGGAGACUGUUAUAGAUGCCAAAUAUUCUUUAUUCAGGACAGUGUAACAUAACUGAUGAUAUGUGAUGAAGUUAAGAUUUUUUUGACGAUAUAUAUUUUAUUUACAAAAUAUUGUACACUUCUGAUAUUAUCAUAUGAAAAGAAAUAAAGUCAAUUGGCAAUUGCCUCAUUUUUA
This is a messenger RNA of Suricata suricatta (meerkat), 5193 nucleotides long. RefSeq names its product PPFIA binding protein 1 (gene PPFIBP1). Gene Ontology annotation, molecular function: protein binding. Gene Ontology annotation, cellular component: presynaptic active zone. Bases 362 to 3472 code for a protein of 1036 amino acids. The transcript has 32 exons. Gene Ontology annotation, biological process: neuromuscular junction development. NCBI's taxonomy places the organism in Eukaryota, Metazoa, Chordata, Mammalia, Carnivora, Herpestidae. The record is from RefSeq and is a predicted model, not a curated record.